GGUUCGCACCCCUGUUCAGUGGCUGGAUGGAAAUGGAUGCUACAGGUCUCCUGACUCCCACUUACACAACGUAAAAGUGGGCUGAGUUGUGGUUCAUCUUCUCAAAGACAUCGUCGCCACAGAAGCCCAAGCUGCCAACGAAAUUUGUUCCAAAGUCUCCAAAAGAUAACAAGGGUGUUGGUGCCGGAAGAAAAGAAUGAUUGAUGGGAAACAGACAUCGGGCUAUAGACACUCAUCCUUUUGCUUCAGACACUGAUAUCUCAGCCUGCCUGAGCAUCCCUUGUGAGCUGUGAACAUUGAGGACCACUCAGGGUUAUUGGAUGUACAACAGGAGAGCCAUCAGUUUGCUAAAUUAUUAUCUGCAAUUGGACAUCGUUUACCAAAACCAAACUAGACCUGAAUCUAAUAGAUAUGUUCUAGGACAAGGAAAGCUGCAAGUUGUUAACGCCUAACACGCAAGUAUGUUAGGCUUCCACCAAAGUCCUCAAUAUACCUGAAUAUGCACAAUAUCUUAACUCUUCAUAUUUGGUUUUGGAAUCUGCUUUGAGGUCCCAUCCUCGUGUUUUUUUUUUUGUUGUUUUUGUUUUUGUUUUAAAUAUACAGACCUACCUACCCAGAUACAUAUAUACAUAUAUGUAUAUAUAUGUAAAAUAGACAAAGAUUGCAGAUCAUAAAUCAAGCUCUGCUUUGGUUUCCAAGAAGAUUACAAAGAAUUUAGAGAUGUAUUUGUCAAGAUUCCUGUCGAUUCAUGCCCUUUGGGUUACAGUGUCCUCAGUGAUGCAGCCCUACCCUUUGGUAUGGGGACAUUAUGAUGUGUGUAAGACUCAGAUUUACACAGAAGAAGGGAAAGUUUGGGAUUACAUGGCCUGCCAGCCGGAAUCCACAGACAUGACAAAAUAUCUGAAAGUGAAACUCGAUCCUCCGGAUAUUACCUGUGGAGACCCUCCUGAGACAUUCUGUGCAAUGGGCAAUCCCUACAUGUGCAAUAAUGAGUGCGAUGCGAGUACCCCUGAGCUGGCACACCCCCCUGAGCUGAUGUUUGAUUUUGAAGGAAGACAUCCCUCCACAUUUUGGCAGUCUGCCACUUGGAAGGAGUAUCCCAAGCCUCUCCAGGUUAACAUCACUCUGUCUUGGAGCAAAACCAUUGAGCUAACAGACAACAUAGUUAUUACCUUUGAAUCGGGGCGUCCAGACCAAAUGAUCCUGGAGAAGUCUCUCGAUUAUGGACGAACAUGGCAGCCCUAUCAGUAUUAUGCCACAGACUGCUUAGAUGCUUUUCACAUGGAUCCUAAAUCCGUGAAGGAUUUAUCACAGCAUACGGUCUUAGAAAUCAUUUGCACAGAAGAGUACUCAACAGGGUAUACAACAAAUAGCAAAAUAAUCCACUUUGAAAUCAAAGACAGGUUUGCGUUUUUUGCUGGACCUCGCCUACGCAAUAUGGCUUCCCUCUACGGACAGCUGGAUACAACCAAGAAACUCAGAGAUUUCUUUACAGUCACAGACCUGAGGAUAAGGCUGCUAAGACCAGCCGUUGGGGAAAUAUUUGUAGAUGAGCUACACUUGGCACGCUACUUUUACGCGAUCUCAGACAUAAAGGUGCGAGGAAGGUGCAAGUGUAAUCUUCAUGCCACUGUGUGUGUGUAUGACAACAGCAAACUGACAUGUGAAUGUGAGCACAACACUACGGGCCCAGACUGUGGGAAAUGCAAGAAGAAUUAUCAGGGCCGACCUUGGAGUCCAGGCUCCUAUCUCCCCAUCCCCAAAGGCACUGCAAAUACCUGUAUCCCCAGUAUUUCCAGUAUUGGUACUCCUCCAAAGUUUAAUAGGAUAUGGCCGAAUAUUUCUUCCCUUGAGGUUCCUAACCCAAAACAAGUUGCUCCCAAAUUAGCUUUGUCAACAGUUUCUUCUGUUCAAGUUGCAAACCACAAGAGAGAUUGUGAAUGCUUCGGCCACUCCAAUCGAUGCAGUUAUAUCGAUCUGCUAAACACAGUCAUUUGCGUGAGCUGUAAACACAACACUAGAGGGCAGCACUGUGAGUUAUGCAGGCUGGGCUACUUCAGAAAUGCUUCUGCACAACUGGACGAUGAGAAUGUGUGCAUAGAGUGUUAUUGUAACCCUUUGGGCUCAAUCCAUGAUCGUUGUAAUGGCUCAGGAUUUUGUGAGUGUAAGACUGGAACAACAGGGCCUAAGUGUGAUGAGUGUCUGCCGGGAAAUUCCUGGCACUACGGCUGUCAACCGAAUGUCUGCGACAACGAGCUCCUGCACUGCCAGAACGGAGGGACGUGCCACAACAACGUGCGCUGCCUGUGCCCGGCCGCAUACACGGGCAUCCUCUGCGAGAAGCUGCGCUGCGAGGAGGCUGGCAGCUGCGGCUCCGGCUCCGGCCAGGGCGCAUCCCCGCACGGCUCCCGCGCGCUGCUGCUGCUGACCACGCUGCUGGGGACGGCCAGCCCCCUGGUGUUCUAGGUGGCGCCACCGGCCACACCGGACGGGCCUGUGCCGUGGGGAAGCAGACACAACCCAAACAUUUGCUACUAACAUAGGAAACACACACAUACAGACACCCCCACUCAGACAGUGUACAAGCUAAGAAGGCCUAACUGAACUAAGCCAUAUUUAUCACCCCUGGACAGCACAUCCGAGUCAAGACUGUUAAUUUCUGACUCCAGAGGAGUUGGCAGCUGUUGAUAUUAUCACUGCAAAUCACAUUGCCAGCUGCAGAGCAUAUUGUGGAUUGGAAAGGCUGCGACAGCCCCACAAACAGGAAAGACAAAAACAAAAAACAAAUCAACCGACCUAAAAACAUUGGCUACUCUAGCGUGGUGCGCCCUAGUACGACUCCGCCCAGUGUGUGGACCAACCAAAUAGCAUUCUUUGCUGUCAGGUGCAUUGCGGGCAUAAGGAAAUCAGUUACAAGCUGCCAUAUUGGCCUGCUUCCGUCCCUGAAUCCCUUCCAACCUGUGCUUUAGUGAACGUUGCUCUGUAACCCUUGUUGGUUGAAAGAUUUCUUUGUCCGAUGUUAGUGAUGCACAUGUGUAACAGCCCCCUCCGAAAGCGCAAGCCAGUCAUACCCCUGUAUAUCUUAGCAGCACUGAAUCCAGUGCGAGCACACACCCACUAUACAAGAGUGGCUAUAGGAAAAAAGAAAGUGUAUCUAUCCUUUUGUAUUGAAAUGAAGUUAUUUUUCUUGAAAUACUGUAAUAUGUAGAUUUUUUGUAUUAUUGCCAAUUUGUGUUACCAGACAAUCUGUUAAUGUAUCUAAUUCGAAUCAGCAGAGACUGACAUUUUAUUUUGUCCUCUUUCGUUCUGUUUUGUUUCAUUGUGCAGAGAUUUCUCUGUAAGGGCAACGAACGUGCUGGCAUCAAAGAAUAUCAGUUUACAUAUAUAACAAGUGUAAUAAGAUUCCACCAAAGGACAUUCUAAAUGUUUUCUUGUUGCUUUAACACUGGAAGAUUUAAAGAAUAAAAAUUCCUGCAUAAACGAUUUCAGGAAUUUGUAUUGCAAUUUCUUAAGAUGAAAGGAGCAGCCACCAAGCAUUUCACACUCACUUUACUGAUUUCUGUGUGGACUGAAUACAUUCAGCUGACGAAUUUAUUAUCCAGGAAGAUGGAUUGAUGUUCACUAGCUUGGACAACUUCUGCAAAAUAUGGGACUAUUUCCACUUGGGAAAAAUUACAACAGAAAAAAAAAAAAAAAAAAAAUCCAAGUGAUUGCCAAGAUUAUGCCAAAGCCUGUUGGCAGAGUACUAAGAGACUUUUAUUUUUAAGUCAUGCUAUUUUCACAGAUUGAUGGUGAUCAUGUAACUCUAGGGAUGCUGAUCUAUGUAUCUUUCCAAAUACAGUGUUUACAUGGAGUAUCAUAAGAGGCAACCUGGGGAACCAGGAAAGGAGCAGGGAAAUUGAGUGAUUUUGCAAUUUGGAUUUGAAUAUAUUUAGAGUUAAGUAUUUAGAGGAAAUAUCAAAAUAUAAAGCAGCAAGUAGACAUAACUGCUGUUCCUGAGAAUAAAGUUUGUUUUAAGUACUGCCCAAGGUGUAAUAAAUUCUUGUUUCUGCCUUUUAUUAGGCCGAUUACUGUGCAAGACAGCAAGGGGAGGCAGGUGGGGAAGAACCUUCGCAAAGUUUCAAGGAGGCUAAAACAGUGUGCAUGUCAUUCCCAGCACAUUGUUGUCCUACGGAUUACAAAUGUGUUAGCAGCAGCAUCUCCUGGAAUCAAAAACAAUUAUCAGCCCAAACCAGAGUGCUAAGGACAAUGAAAUUCUACAUGACUUGCUAGAACAAUAACCUAUUAUAGCCUAGUUCCAGUCUGAAUUCUUCACCCUGCUGCCACUCCUUGCUGAAACAGGGAAGUGGGGAGGAAUGCCUCCUGAUAAAUAACCUGGGUAAAAACUAGAUGAAGGAACAGCAUGUCUUAUUGGUUUUGUUCCCAGAAAAGCCAAUUCAAAGAAGGCAAUAAAAGGUAAACAGGUAAUGCCCGUGCUGCCUGCCACCCCACGUCUAAGUCUAUUGAAUAUUUGUUAUUCAAACCAACGGUCUCUUUUGAUGUAAGAAAUAAGCAAAGAUGGAAAUAAAUUAGAGCUUAGGCUUAGUGCCAGAGUGGCCAACCAGAAAUUGGAGAUUUACAUUGGAAGCAUAAAUGGAAAAUUACAUUUCAAGCUCACCAAAGAAACACAUGAAAAUGCUGAUAACAUAGGGAGUUUGAGAUUAUUUAUAAUGAGGUGGAUUUCUAACAUUAAAAUUGGAGUUAAGUUGUCUUAUAGUUUAUUAGCACAAACCAAAGGCAGCCCGUGUUAUUUCUGGCAACGAUGCACUUUAUCGUUAUCUGCUCAUGGCUUUGUCACAAUGCUCAGGAAUCAGACACUGCGCACUUCAAUAGUUGGGAUUCCAGAAGCUAAUUCUAAAAUUUAAUGAAGGCCUGAUUUAAACUGAUUCAUCUGCAUUUUAUCUUUAUGAGGCUAUAAGAAUCUAAAUUGAUGAGGAAUAUCUUUCAUUCGGUGUAUUUAGAUAUAGUUUUCUGAAUUUCCUGAAGCGAUGUGAUCUACUUUAAAUAAAAAUUCACUUUUAGGU
Molecule: messenger RNA, 5063 nt
Organism: Sapajus apella (tufted capuchin)
Lineage: Eukaryota; Metazoa; Chordata; Mammalia; Primates; Cebidae
Gene: NTNG1
Product: netrin G1
Exons: 10
Coding region: 721-2466 (581 amino acids)
Molecular function (GO): cell-cell adhesion mediator activity
Source: RefSeq, a predicted model, not a curated record